AUGGGCGGGGCCAUGACAGGACUGAAUUGGGUGGGGCCCGGUGUAGGGAGGGGCCAGGUCCAGGAUUGGACGGGAGUCGAUCAAGAGCUGGACUAAGACAAGGAUGGGUGAAGACUGAGUGGGCGGGGCUAAGACUGAACCAGGAUAGGGAUCUUCCUCGGGCGCCAUGGCAGUGAAGAGACACACCAAGCAGGAGACCCUGGCCCUGCGGAAGCAGCUUAUCGGCAGUUCCUGCCAUCUUUUUUAUUCUGAUGAUCCUGUGAAGAUUAUCCGAGGCCAAGGCCAGUAUAUGUACGAUGAAAAAGGAACAGAAUACCUUGACUGUAUCAACAAUGUGGCUCAUGUUGGGCACUGCCAUCCUCAUGUGGUCCAAGCUGCGCAUGAACAAAAUGGAGAGCUCAACACCAAUAGCCGCUUUCUGCAUGACAACAUAGUGAAUUACGCCCAGAGGCUGUCCCAAACGCUGCCUAGGAAGCUCUGUGUGUUCUACUUCCUGAACUCUGGGUCGGAAGCGAAUGACCUGGCCCUGCGGCUGUCGCGCCAGUACACGGGACAUCGGGAUGUGGUGGUGAUUGACCAUGCUUACCACGGGCACCUGACCUCCCUAACUGACAUAAGCCCUUACAAGUUCCGGGAACUGGACGGACAGCCGGAUUGGGUCCACGUGGUCCCUCUCCCAGAUAUCUACCGGGGCAUUUACCGGGAAGACCACCCAGAUCCAGCCACGGCCUAUGCGGAAGAGGUAAAGAAAGUGAUCAACGAGGCCGAGGACAAGGGCAGGAAGAUCGCGGCCUUUUUUGCUGAGUCUUUGCCCAGCGUGGGAGGCCAGAUCAUUAUCCCGCCUGGCUAUUUCCAGAAGGUAGCAGAGCACAUCCGCAAUGCUGGAGGAGUUUUUGUGGUUGAUGAGAUUCAAGUUGGCUUUGGCCGAGUAGGCAAGUACUUCUGGGCCUUCCAACUGCAGGGGGAGGACUUUGUCCCUGACAUCGUCACCAUGGGCAAGCCCAUUGGCAACGGCCACCCCAUCGCCUGCGUGGCCACGACCCAGGACAUUGCUGCAGCCUUUGGUUCCACGGGCGUCGAGUACUUCAACACGUUUGCGGGAAGCCCUGUUUCCUGUGCAGUGGGUUUGGCAGUCUUGGACGUCUUAGAGAAGGAGCACCUCCAGGCCCAUGCUGACCACGUGGGAGAGUUCCUGAUGGGGCUGCUGAAGCAGCAGCGGGAGAAGCAUCCCAUCAUUGGCGAUGUCAGGGGUGUUGGGUUGUUCAUUGGUGUGGAUCUGAUCAAAGAUAAGGCAACAAGGACGCCAGCCACAGAAGAAGCUAACUAUCUGAUUUCUAAGUUAAAGGAUAACCAUAUUUUGUUGAGCACAGAUGGACCUGGAGGAAACGUCUUGAAAUUUAAGCCUCCAAUGUGCUUCAAUAUGGACGAUGCCAGAUUAGUUGCAAACAAAAUUGACACAAUUUUAACAGAAAUGGAGAAAAACAUGAGCACCUGUGAAACCCUUCAAAGUGUCGAAUGAGCUGGCUAGGUCUUCCCUGGGAAACCUGGGUGAGUAUGGCGUUUCAAGACUCAACUGUUCCUUUCAUCCUGGCAGAUUACUGCCUGAGGCCCUUUCACUCUUGGAAGAUUUGCCCUCAAAAUUUUAAAAUGCCUUUUAAGCCCACACCAAAGAGCUGACAGAGGCUAUCAAGGGCUACUGUCCUGUUCAACUCCCUUAGGAUUAGGGAUCUGUGUCUCCCAGAAUUUCUUUCCCGACAGGCAAGAUAUGUCAUCCAGAGUUAUUAAACUCUCUUAAAAAGUACUCCAGAUUGGUCAGGGGUUGAGUACACACCCAUAUAGGAAUAUUCAUUUGGGUCCCACUAUUGUCUUCCUUGAUGUAUAACCAUGUGUAUGUUACAGGCGAGAUAUAUAAUAGUCUUUAUGAAAAACUUUUUAAUACCUACAGAUAUGAAUGAAAUGCUGGGAGAUUUAAGUUCUGAUAUGCUUCGUAUCUAAAGCCUAGAAACAGAACUGACAUGGCUCUUCAGCCAUAACUGGGCAGCAGGGUGUUAUGACUGACUGGAGAGCAACAGAGCCCUGUGGGCAUCCAGAUUAAAAAACCUGGGACUCUGUCCCACCAAGACUGAAUCAAAGCCUCAAAGAGUACAAUUUCUCUGCUGUUUCCAUGAGAAUAGGAAAAUCUGUGGAACUUUACAAGAAGAGGACUAUGGAUUAUAUAAACUCAUCUAGUCCAACCCCCUAAUUUUAUGAUGACAUCAUUAAUUUCAGAUUCUCUAGAACCUUCCCCAAAGGUGCUAUAAACUUUAAAGUCAAUGGCAACCUUUCUUCUGGCUGGUUUCUCUACUUCCACCUUGUAUUCUAUCUAUCAUCUAUCUCCAUCUCACAGCAAAUAGCCAAAUUGCUUUUCCCCCUCCAGAAAGUUUUUGGCUGUUGCAGGGAUAUUUUUACUUGAUGAAGGAGCUGAGAAUGUGUUAAUGUUUCCAUAAAAAGUUAGUUUGUAUAAAAUUACAGAAUGAGUUUGCCAAAGUGGCCAAACCUUGAAAAGUCACUUUUUUAUCUUGAAUCCUGCACCUUUUUUUGCUUACAGGUUCAGAGAAUAUCCCAAAAGAUGAAGGAACCCUGCCAGCUCAUCCCAAGGUGACAAGAAAUUCUAACUCAAUCUAUUCACCAUUUACCUUGUAACAGCGGCUAUAACGACCAGACCUGUUAAACUCAAAACAAAAGCUUCUGUUGCUAUACAUCUUAACAGCUCAUCUUAACAAUUCUGGAGAGCACAGGCUUGGAAGGCAGAUGGGCCAGUGAGACCCAAACUUCUUUUCCCCAAAAUAUUCAUCCCCACCCACAUUUUUAGGUGUUAUACACUACUAUAGCCACACUAACCACUCUAUUACUGUUAUUAAAGGCAUCAGACAGACAUGGGUCAAAGUGGUUAGAAAAUUAAGGUCAGAAAAGAAAACAGGGAAGAUGAAUCCUGGUUUCUACCAUUUUGCCUUGGGACAAAUGACUCAACUCUGCUCUGGGCCUUUUUUAGGCUUGAAGAUCUAAAUGUCUUCAAUGGAAUGUUUUUGAACAUGUCUGUCCAAAUUUGUUUCAACAAUUAAAGCUACCAUGAAAUGUC
Messenger RNA from Monodelphis domestica (gray short-tailed opossum), 3118 nucleotides. RefSeq names its product 5-phosphohydroxy-L-lysine phospho-lyase (gene PHYKPL). The record is from RefSeq and is a predicted model, not a curated record. Gene Ontology annotation, cellular component: mitochondrion. NCBI's taxonomy places the organism in Eukaryota, Metazoa, Chordata, Mammalia, Didelphimorphia, Didelphidae. Gene Ontology annotation, molecular function: pyridoxal phosphate binding; transaminase activity.